GCCCACAAAUGAGUUGGGCAGAGAUGCAUAAACUGACAUAGUAAAUAGGUAGGUGCUGUGGGGGCACUUAGCAGGAAGUGACCGGUUUUCUGGAAGAGUGAAGGAGUACGACACUUUGUUGUUAAGGACUGAAUAUGAAUUUGUCACAUAGCGAAAGGAAACUUCCAGAGUUUCCUUUCCUUCAUGUGCAAGGUCAUGGAAGCAUAAACUGUGUAUAAGUGUGUAAGGAAAGAAAAAAUUUAGAGUGAUUAUGAUGUGGGACCUAUGGUGAGAGAUGAAACUGGAGCUUGGAGGAAGAUCAGGAAGACCUUAAGUGCCUGUUGGCAAUAGGGAGCCAAGAGAGGAUGGUUAGAGCAACCGUUUCUUACCCAUAUUCGCACUGGUCUGCAAGUUGUUUGACUUAGACUUACGGCUACUGAAGAGGGAGCCCAAUUGCAGUUAACCAGGCAGGAGAUGUUGAGGGCCUAAAACUAAGCAGUAACAGUGGGGAUAGAAAGGAGGGGACGAUUUCAAUAGAUACUUGAGAAAGUAUGUGGGCAUCUAUAUGAGCUAUGUGACAAUUGGAGAAAUUGUCCAUUGGAGAUGGACAAUGGAGACAAAUGGAGAAAUUGGGAGAUCAGAAUGACUGAAUUUGCAAGAGAAUAAUGGAAGAGUUAUGGGCCAGGAAGCAGACUGUCUUGGAAUACCCAGGUUUCAUAUUAACUUGAACGUCCCCUCUUUACACAGGUUAGAAGUCCAAGCCGAUGUCCAAAAGGAAAUUUUCCCCAAAGACACAGCCAGUCUUGGUGCAGUUAGUGACAACGCAAGCACUCGUGCUAUGGCCGGUUCCAUAAUCAGUUCCUACAACCCACAGGACAGAGAAUGUAACAAUAUGGAAAUUCAAGUGGACAUUGAAGCCAAACCAAGCCACUAUCAGCUGGUGAGUGGAAGCAGCACAGAGGACUCACUCCAUGUUCAUGCUCAGAUGGCAGAGAAUGAAGAAAGUGGUGGUGGUGGUGGUGGUGGUGGUGGCGGCAGCGGCACUGGCAGCAAUGAAGAGGAUCCCUCCUGCAAACACCAAAGCUGUGAACAGAAAGACUGCCUGGCUAGCCAACCUUGGGACAUCAGCCUGGCCCAGCCUGAGAGCAUCCGCAGUGACCUGGAGAGCUCUGACACACAGUCAGACGAUGUGCCAGACAUCACCUCCGAUGAGUGUGGCUCCCCUCGCUCCCAUACUGCAGCCUGCCCCCCGACCCCCCGAGCCCAAGGUGCACCAAGCCCAAGUGCCCAUAUGAACCUCUCUGCCCCAGCUGAGGGGAAGACUGUCUGGAAGCCAGAAGGUGCAGAAGCCAGAGUAUGAAGUGGAAUGAAUGCUCCUGUUCUGAGAAGCACACUUGUAACUGCAUCUUUUGGAAUUUUUUUUUUUUUGGCAGGGCGGGGGUGUGAUUUAUGUAUUUUAUUUCAAACAGUCUCUGGUCACAGGUGUUUCUGAGAGAAAUUCUGAGAAAUUUGCUAUUUCUUACCAGACAAAAAAAUGGAAAUUUUGCCCUUAGCACCACCCUACAUCCCACCCACUCUCCCCUUUUUUUAGUUUUAAUUUAUUAUUUUAACUGAUGAUGGCAAUCUGUGAGACGUGUCAGAGUGUACAGAUGUACGUGUGUAUAUUGUAUGUAUGCUAACAUAUUACUGAAGGAUACAUUUUAAUAAAGAUUUCUGUUGUAAUUCAACUCA
Messenger RNA from Manis javanica (Malayan pangolin), 1710 nucleotides. The record is from RefSeq and is a predicted model, not a curated record. NCBI's taxonomy places the organism in Eukaryota, Metazoa, Chordata, Mammalia, Pholidota, Manidae.